AUGACUCACUGUCCACCACGUCGCUUGCUCUUGCAGUUCCGUCCACCCCAACGUCGAAAAAUGCGACUUCUUCCACCACUCAUCCUUCUCUUCUUUGGAUUCGGUUUUAUUUAUUUCCUGUUAGCUCUGAACACACCUUCUCAUCCAAUUCCCGCACUCCUUGCCGCAUAUAAAGUACGGUUUCCAGAUCUGGUUGAAGAAUGGGCAGACCGGGUGGCAGGGUUUGCCCUGGUCGAUGGCGGGCAAAGUAUGCACGUUGGAUGGAUGGGGCAUAAUAAAGAAAAAGGAGUGUUGCAACAGUAUACAGUACCACUGGCGCUUAAUGCGUCGCAAGUCGAAGCCAAGGCAAUGAGGGUUAGGGAGAUUAAUGGCACCGUGACCCAUAUUGCAUUUAAUCGACAAAUAAUGCCGGACGCUGGACUAGCUAUGAUAUACAGACACGUGGAUGGGGAACAUAUGAGUUAUCACAUGGAUAUGACAAUAUUAAAGUCGGAGGAUACUUCGAAGCUCGCUUGCGAGAAAACGAAAGAAGGAUGUGGUGAAAGCGAACUAUUUAGUCAUCAGUCUUGGGAGUUACCUGGCAAUCUGCCAUUGACGCGCGCAUCGCUCGGAUCAUUAGGAAAGCUGGUUGCCAGUAGGAGAUAUGACUCAAACAUGUUUCGGGUGUAUUUAUUUGGAACGGAUACCGAUGAGAGUGAGCGGUCGGAAGGGACUGGAAUUGGAGGGCCAUCGAUAGACCUUUCACUGGGAAGGCAAUUGCUCGCUAUGGAACUGUACAACCCCAUAGAACGUCACAUUAGCGUAUUCUCGGUAACCUUUCAGGAAGUAGAUGACUUCUACCGAGUGUCGAUGUCUAUUUUUACAUGGGUAGAUGGCAAAUGGGAACAGGAUGAGAUCUGGAAGCAAUCCUAUCUUCCUGUACAGCGAAGCGUGUAUUCUCCUGCAUUGGGGCACGAAGUCGUCGAAGCUGAGAACGUGGAUCAACUGUUCUGGCUCGGCACUCCGGUUGUUGCCGCAUCAUUGAAUUCAAAGAGCGUCGCAUGGGUUUUUCUUGGCCGUAUUUUUACACUAGACUACAUUGGUGAAGAAGCCAGUGGCAAAAGCCAUGGCUACCUGUUGGACGAUUCGAGAAUAGUAGACGAGAUCAGCCAUUCCAAUUUAAAGAUUCGAGGUGCAAACUUGAAUCAGGAUGGUUCCAUUCUGGCACUGGUUACGGAAGUGGACGACAUUAUCGUAUUCAAGCGUAACCCGUUGACCAGUGAACGAGAAGCAGAGUCCUCAGGAUGGUGGGAUGCUGAAUCAUUUUUUUCGAUACCCCACGAAGUCGCCUUCUUUUUCGAUGGGGCGCUAGAAUCUACUCCGAUGCGCGGCACGGCGCCCGCUGAGGAAAAAAGCAGCGGGAAAGGGCGAUGGGAGUUGCAUAAUGUUUGGCUGAAUAAUAUAGACGGUGGCGCCGCUGGACGGACUGUAAUUGCUUUUAGUCUGGUCGAUGCGGAGCAGCUACACUUGGAUGUGCCAACCAGUUCAGAGUCCGAACAGCAGUGUUACAUAGUUGUGCUAUACUCAAACAACGUCCUCAACAUUCUGGACCUGCAAAGACAAUUUGAAGGCUCACACGUCGGAAGAUUUUUGACGACGCGAUGGCCGAUGCUUGUAGGGAUGGUGGCUGUUAUCAUUGCUUUCGUUAUAAACGAAGUGAGCCAUGGAUUGGGCAGGUACAUGUCCUUAUUUGGGAUAGGAUUGUCAUUUUGGCUGUUGAUGUCGAUUGUAAUUGUUGGGGAGACGGUGUAGCUGUGGACGGAUCAACGGCUGCCUCCUUACUGUAACUUUAAAAGGGUGACCGGAUCUUGCAUUAUGUACAUUUAAACACAUUAAUCAGAAAAUUUGGGACUUCUUCCUUUCAACCGCACUCAGGCUCAUCUGUGUACCCGCCGCCUCCUUCAGCUGCAUAUUCGUCAAAUUCAAACUCUCCGCGCAAUUCCUGUGUCC
This is a messenger RNA of Spizellomyces punctatus DAOM BR117, 1989 nucleotides long. RefSeq lists its product as uncharacterized. Bases 1 to 1791 code for a protein of 596 amino acids. The record is from RefSeq and is a predicted model, not a curated record. The transcript has 11 exons. NCBI's taxonomy places the organism in Eukaryota, Fungi, Chytridiomycota, Chytridiomycetes, Spizellomycetales, Spizellomycetaceae.